Messenger RNA from Drosophila serrata, 441 nucleotides. RefSeq lists its product as uncharacterized. Lineage: Eukaryota; Metazoa; Arthropoda; Insecta; Diptera; Drosophilidae. The record is from RefSeq and is a predicted model, not a curated record.
AUGAGGAAAUUGAUUUUAUCUCUGACAGUUUUGGGAUUUAUAUCCUUAGCUGUGGGACAUAGUAAUCAACCUUGGGAGCAGCCCACUGCUCCAGUGAAAAAGGUAGUGGCGGUUCCUGUCCCAGUGCCAGUUCCUGUUCCCGUGCCUAGUCUUGGCGGUGGCAAGGAUGGCGGAGGAGGAGGAGGUGGUGGAGGUAGUGGAGGUGGUGGUGGAGGAGGCGGUGGAGUUAGCGGAGGAGGUACUUGUCCCCGACCAUCUGCUGAGGCCCUAAGGUGCCUCCGGGAGUGGGCCUGUCAGUAUGUCAUCCGCCUGGAUCUGCGCUGCCUGCUCACCUUAAAUGGCAACCCAUUGCUGGGCAAUCUCAUUUCCCUACCCGGCAUCACAGGAGGAGGCGCUGGUGGCAAUGGCGGCGGUGGCAUCUUGGGCAAUCUGCUGGGUUAG